Limulus polyphemus (Atlantic horseshoe crab) is the source of this 952-nucleotide messenger RNA. RefSeq names its product cysteine dioxygenase type 1-like. The transcript has 5 exons. Gene Ontology annotation, biological process: L-cysteine catabolic process. Gene Ontology annotation, molecular function: cysteine dioxygenase activity; ferrous iron binding. The coding region runs from base 1 to 570 and encodes 189 amino acids. Lineage: Eukaryota; Metazoa; Arthropoda; Merostomata; Xiphosura; Limulidae. The record is from RefSeq and is a predicted model, not a curated record.
AUGAAUGCAAUGUCUUCCUUUGUUCGCGUUAGUUGCAAACCACCCAGAAUUCGUUGCUUCAACGAUCUUAUUAAGGAAUUGCAUCGAAUUUUUGAAUCAGACUCAGUAAAUAUAGAAUAUGUCCAAGAUGUGAUGGCCUCGUAUCGAAGUAACCCGAAAGAAUGGAGAAAAAUUGCGAAGUUCGAGAGAAACACAGAAGGUAUUUUUUCGAUGCCAGAAGUAUGCCAUUCAUUUAAUAAACGUCUUGAGUUAACAGCAGAAAUUGGAGUAAAAGUAGUUGAACAACUUUCUGGGGCGCUAAGAGAAUUUCGUUAUAUUUGGUCUUCAGAAAAGCACGAGAUGAUACCCUUUAAAGAAACCAUACUACAUGUGAAUGAUGUAACUUACAUAAACGAUUCACUCGGUCUUCACCUUAUGAAAAACAGGAGCCAUUCUGAACCAGCAGUCAGCUUGCAUCUGUACUAUCCUCCAUUUGACCAAUGUCACAUAUAUGAUCAGAGAACCGGUCUUUACAGUUUAAAGGAAAUGACGUUCUGGAGCAAGAAUGUGAACUACACCGGAAUCCAUUAAAUGAAGCAGAUGCAAAGACACAAUGGAAGAAUGCGAAAACAAAUGAAAAUCUAGAAGCUAAAGCCGUCUUGACAUAGAAGUAUAACCAAUUAUUUUCUAGUACUGAGAUCACUUUUUACUUGGAAGCUAUAGUUCAAGUUCUACAUACUACAUGUGAAGUUUUCUACUUUAACGUUUAUCAUGUUUUACCUAUCCUAUUUCGGCUUAUAUGUAUUUGGUAACAAUCUUAUUACACAAAUAGGGGAUGCUAGAAAGAACAGACUUUUAUGUGCAUGACAAAGUCAACGAAAAACAAGUCGUGUGGUUGAUGAUCGAUAAAAGAACAGUAUUAUACAGACUACGAUUUAUCAUUUGUAAUGGAAAUGUUUCAAAAUGAAUAAAA